Messenger RNA from Zingiber officinale, 3528 nucleotides. Its product is annotated as inositol hexakisphosphate and diphosphoinositol-pentakisphosphate kinase VIP2-like. Gene Ontology annotation, molecular function: diphosphoinositol pentakisphosphate kinase activity; 5-diphosphoinositol pentakisphosphate 1-kinase activity; inositol hexakisphosphate kinase activity. The transcript is spliced from 30 exons. Gene Ontology annotation, biological process: inositol phosphate biosynthetic process; inositol metabolic process. Bases 113 to 3256 code for a protein of 1047 amino acids. NCBI's taxonomy places the organism in Eukaryota, Viridiplantae, Streptophyta, Magnoliopsida, Zingiberales, Zingiberaceae. The record is from RefSeq and is a predicted model, not a curated record.
AUACAUUUCGGUCUUUUUUGACGAGAUCACAAGAAAGUUGCGAAAAGAGCGCCCGGAUCACGUUCUUUAAAUCUCGCCAAAGCGACCCAGGGAAGGAUAGGCGUUCGUGGCAAUGGCAGGGAAUGCGACGAAGCGAAUCAAGGUUGGCGUCUGCGUUAUGGAAAAGAAGGCGACCUCGUCGCCUAUGCGCAAGAUACUGGAAAGGUUGGAGGCGUUUGGAGAAUUUGAGAUAAUAAAUUUUGGUGACAAGGUUAUUCUAGAGGAUCCAGUGGAGAGCUGGCCGAUUUGUGAUUGCUUAAUUGCUUUCUACUCCACUGGCUUUCCUUUGAAAAAAGCUCAGACUUAUGCUGCAUUGAGGAAGCCCUUUUUGGUCAAUGAACUAGAACCUCAACAUCUAUUGCAUGAUCGGAGGAAGGUUUACGAGCGCCUUGAGUUGUUUGGAAUUCCAGUUCCAAAGUAUGCUCUUGUAAAUAGAGAGUAUCCAUAUCAAGAGUUAUACUCCUUUGUUGAGCAUGAAGACUAUGUUGAAGUUCAUGGGAAGCGUUUUUGGAAACCUUUUGUUGAGAAACCUGUUGACGGGGACAAUCACAGUAUAAUGAUCUACUAUCCUAGUUCUGCUGGCGGUGGGAUGAAAGUAUUAUUCCGAAAGGUGGGCAACCGAUCUAGUGAAUUCCAUCCAGAAGUUAGUAGAGUGAGACGCGAGAGUUCAUAUAUUUAUGAAGAGUUCAUUCCCACUGGUGGCACAGAUGUGAAGGUAUACACUGUUGGUCCAGAUUAUGCUCAUGCUGAAGCACGAAAAUCUCCUGUAGUUGAUGGUGUCGUCAUGAGAAAUCCUGAUGGGAAAGAGGUUAGGUAUCCAGUUUUACUUACUCCUGCUGAGAAACAAAUGGCAUGGGAAGUUUGUGGUGCUUUCCAACAAGCGGUUUGUGGUUUUGAUCUCUUAAGAUGUAAAGGAAGAUCCUAUGUGUGUGAUGUCAAUGGAUGGAGCUUUGUGAAGAACUCCCCCAAGUACUACGACGAUGCAGCAUGUUUGUUAAGAAAAAUUUUUCUUGAUGCGAAGGCUCCUCAUCUGUCCUCUACUAUUCCUCCUAUUCUUCCUUGGAAACUCAAUGAACCAAUCCAACCUUCUGAAGGUCUAGCACGGUUGGAAAGUGGAAUUAUUGGGACUUUUGGGACAUUUGGGCAGUCGGAGGAGCUCCGCUGUGUAAUAGCUAUCAUUAGACAUGGUGAUCGGACUCCAAAACAAAAGGUUAAAUUAAAGGUUACAGAAGAAAAACUACUGAAUUUGAUGCUGAAGUACAAUGGUGGAAAUACAAAGUCUGAGACAAAGCUUAAAAGUGCUGUUCAGUUGCAAGAUCUCUUAGAUGCUACCCGGCUUCUUGUUCCACGUGCUAGUUCUGGUUAUGGAAGUGAUAGUGAAGCUGAAGGCAUAGAGCAUGCUGAAAAACUUCAACAAGUUAAAGCAGUGCUUGAAGAGGGUGGACAUUUCUCAGGUAUCUACCGAAAAGUGCAGCUAAAACCGCUAAAAUGGAUUAAAGAAACAAAAUCUGAUGGUGAUGAAUUUGAACGUCCAAUAGAGGCUCUCAUGGUUCUUAAGUAUGGUGGUGUUCUCACUCAUGCUGGCAGAAAGCAGGCAGAAGAGCUGGGAAGAUACUUCAGGAAUAAUAUGUAUCCAGGGGAAGGAACUGGCUUGCUUCGGCUUCAUAGCACUUACCGGCAUGAUCUCAAAAUUUACAGUUCUGAUGAAGGCCGUGUUCAGAUGUCUGCAGCUGCAUUUGCUAAAGGCCUUCUUGAUUUGGAGGGUCAAUUAACACCAAUUUUGGUUUCACUUGUUAGUAAAGAGUCUUCAAUGUUGGAUGGACUAGUAGAUGCUCGUGCAGAGAUGAAAAUAGCUAAGAGUAGACUGCAUGAUAUCAUCAUGUCUGAAGGAAUGUCAACUAUGGAAAAUGGGAACUCAGGGUUCCCUUGGAUGAUUGAUGGAGCCGGUCUACCUGCUAAUUUUUCUCAGCUUCUUCCUACUUUGGUGCAAUUGACAAAGAAGAUAACUGCUCAAGUGAAAUUACUAGCUGAAUCAGAGGAUGAGAACCUUGCAAAUAGUAAAUACCCAGCACUGGCUGCCUAUGACCAGGCAAAGGCCCUGGGUAAAACAACCAUUGAUGUUGCUCGUAUUGCAUCUGGUUUGCCUUGUGGCAGUGAAUGUUUUCUUUUAAUGUUUGCACGCUGGAAGAAGCUCCAGAGAGAACUAUAUCAUGAACGAAAAGAACGAUAUGAUAUCACCCAAAUUCCAGAUGUGUAUGAUUCUUGCAAAUAUGACCUCCUACAUAACACUCAUCUAAAUCUGGAUGGUUUGCCUGAACUCUUCAAAGUUACUCAGUUGCUAGCUGAUGGUGUUGUUCAUAAUGAGUAUGGGAUAAAUCCAAAACAGAAACUGAAGAUCGGUUCAAUGAUUGCUCGUCGUCUGUUGGGAAAAAUUUUGAUUGACCUUCGUAAUACUCGAGAAGAAGCAAUAAACAUUUAUGAACCAAAUGAUCUACCAGAAACACCUUCCAUCAAUACAAACAAGGAAGAAUCAGAGGUACAAGUCAGAACUCCAAAUAAAAAUGACAAGACACGAUGGCCAAGCUCCACAUGUGAAAAUUCACAAGAUGAUGUUGAUGAUGAUGAUAAAGAGACAAAAUACCGCUUGGAUCCCAAAUAUGCUAAUGUGAAAUCACCCGAGCGACAUGUCCGCACAAGGCUUUAUUUUACUUCGGAAUCGCAUAUACAUUCCCUGGUGAAUGUUCUCCGAUAUUGUAACUUGGAUGAGUCCCUAUAUGGAGAGGAUAGCCUUGUGUCCAUCAGUGCUUUGGAGAAGCUAUUUCUGACUAGAGAGCUUGAUUACAUGAGUAAUAUUGUCCUAAGGAUGUUCGAAAACACAGAGGUACCCUUAGAAGAUCCAAAAAGGUUUAGGAUAGAGAUGAGUUUCAGUCAUGGUGCAAAUUUAGAGCUGCUUGAGAAUUCUGAUAAGGAAGUUUCUUCACUUCUUCAAGAGCACACACUGCCCAUAAUGGCACCGGAGAGGCUGCAAGAGGCUGGUGCUUGCCUGACAUUGGACAAAUUUGAAAAGAUGGUUCGUCCAUUUGCCAUGCCUGCGGAGGACUUCCCACCGCCUUCCUUCCAACAGACCUUCACUGGUUACUUCUCUAGGAGUGGUGCAAUGUUUGAACGUUUGGUUAGACUAUUCUACAAGAACACAACCAAUGCUACCAAGCAAUGAGUUUUUCCUCCAUUUUACGGUUAGGCAAUUUUUUCAGUCCAUCUCUCCAAACAUGUAGUGAAGCAUCCCUCAAAACCUAUGGAGAACAACUAUUCUAUUGAAUAACCACCAUUUUUCUUUAACAAUAACUUUCCUUUUUCGCUUCUUUUAAUGAUUACACUAAUUUUGUUGCCCAAUCAUCUCUAUACAAGCAGGUGAUGAUUUUACACUAAUAGAAUAGGUAUUUGGAAAGGAUUCUUUCUGUAAAUAUAUUGCUCUAUUUUGAUUUAUAG